Molecule: messenger RNA, 1769 nt
Organism: Anarrhichthys ocellatus (wolf-eel)
Lineage: Eukaryota; Metazoa; Chordata; Actinopteri; Perciformes; Anarhichadidae
Gene: ogfod3
Product: 2-oxoglutarate and iron dependent oxygenase domain containing 3
Exons: 9
Coding region: 119-1072 (317 amino acids)
Cellular component (GO): membrane
Molecular function (GO): iron ion binding; L-ascorbic acid binding; oxidoreductase activity, acting on paired donors, with incorporation or reduction of molecular oxygen
Source: RefSeq, a predicted model, not a curated record
CAUUCAGGUGGUGGUACGAGCUGUUAGCGAGCUACACGGUAUGGUUUAGUCAAGGCCAGAAUAACCGUGUAUGACGGUAAGUUUUGUUAAUGCUACCUAGCAGGCAUAUUGAGUCAAAAUGGCGCUGCUGCGAAUGAGGGCGAAUCCACAGGGCGCGAAUGCCACAGAGAUAGAGAAGAAGAUUAAAAGAGGUAAUGCGCUGCGGCAGGGAUCGGCAUGGAGGGGUUCCCGAGGGCUUGUGAUCUUGCUGCUGGUCGUCGUGUCCUUGUGCGGGGCGGCGGUGUGGCUGUACGUGACCUCUCUGGACAGUGACAUCACAGAAACGCUAGUCCGCCAGGGCGAGCUGGUCUCCCCCCGGCCCAGAGUCUCCUCCGUCCAGUGCUCAGAGGACUACGAGAACUACCAACGCUAUCCAGGAUGCACCCCUCAGAAGUGUGGCCGCGCGGUCACAGACGGCGUGGUGACGAGGGAGGAAGCUCAGCUCCUCAGGAGGCUGGCUGAGAGAGGGCUGGCGCUGGCCGGGUCAGAGGGAGGAGCUUCCAUACUGGACCUUCACUCUGGAGCGUUGUCGAUGGGUAAACAGUUUGUCAACAUCUACAGGUAUUUUGGGGACCAGCUCAGUGAUGUGUUCACACAAGAGGAUUUCCAGCUGUACAGAAGUGUACGUGAGCGAAUACAGGCAGUUAUUGCUGAGACCUUUGGUUUGGACCCAAAACUGAUGUACCUCACCAAGCCCACCUUCUUCUCCAGAAUCAACAGCACGAUAGCGAAGACCCAGCACGACGAGUACUGGCACCCACACAUAGAUAAGGUGACUUACGGCUCCUUUGACUACACCUCACUGCUGUACCUGUCUGACUACGGCUCUGACUUCACCGGAGGGAGAUUUAUCUUCAUGGACCCAAAUGGCAACCGGACAGUGGAACCUCGGGCAGGGCGAGUCUCUUUCUUCUCUUCCGGCACGGAGAACCUCCACCGCGUGGAGAAGGUGGCGUGGGGGACACGCUACGCCAUCACCGUGUCCUUCACCUGCGACCCAGCACACGGCAUCUCGGACCCCGCCAUGCCCUGAGGCCCCCACGGGCCACGCCCACUGCUCACUGGCGCGGGAAAAGCCCUGCAGAGAGGGUGACCAGAGGGGAGAGACAAGAAAGGAGGGGAAGGAAGAAGUGAGAUUUUUACUCGUCACAUUGGUGUCCCACAGCUGCACCGCCAAUAUCAUAUGUUAUUUUCCUUCAUUUUCACUUGCUGCCCCGCACGGAUUUUGCUACAGAAAUAAAGCACACACAUUCACUUCUUUCUUACUUUUCUUACUUUGUAACUUUUAUCCAAUUUUCUACUGCGGUUUCUUUUUUAAUACUUUUUUUUUUAUUGCAUAAUAAAUUGCGUAAUUGCUAGAUUUAGUCAUAUGUGUAUAUUAUUUAUACACAUAAUCUGUUUCUUUUGAUCAUAAGGAGGACGGCUCAAGCAGAGAUUUUCUCUCGACUGAUACCGUGUCAGAGGAGCUUAAGUGGGAUUGUGUGUUUUCUGUGUCGUGGUGAGUUUUUCAUUUUGAGGAGUGCUGUCAAUUCCUUGGUGAAUCUCCUUCUGAAUCAACCUUUCAUCACUUAAGUCCCCACUCAUACUCGCCCCCACCUCAUGACCCAGGAGGCGUUUUCUUCUAAGAAGAACCCUCUCCUUGUCCAGGAGUGAUUGCUCUUUCUAGUAUGUUACCAAUUACUUCAGUGUGGUCGGUGAGGACGGUUUGAAAUAAAAUGCUGACGUGAAAA